AUGGACGAGAAUGGAUCUCUCUAUGUCGUUGACAAUCGAAAACAUGAAGUGAGAUGGCAUAAAAUUGGUGAGACCAAAGGAACAGUGGUUGCAGGCGGCAAUGGACUAGAAGAUUGUCUCAAUCAACUCUCCAAGCCCCGCUACGUAUUUGUCGAUCGAGAUCAUUCAGUGUACGUGUCUGAUUCGGGAAAUCAUCGUGUGAUAAUAUGGGGAAAAGAUGCAAAACAAGGCAUUGUCGUAACCGGUCGUCAAGGACAAUGGAAUAGUGUUACACAAUUGUCAGGUCCUAAUGGAGUCGUUAUCAAUCAAUUGGGUACUGUCUGUGUGGUUGAUACGGGGAAUCGUCGAAUCAUGUGUUGGCCCAAAGGAGCUACAUAG
This is a messenger RNA of Rotaria sp. Silwood1, 378 nucleotides long. Lineage: Eukaryota; Metazoa; Rotifera; Eurotatoria; Philodinida; Philodinidae. The record is from the annotation of a GenBank genome assembly.